Molecule: messenger RNA, 273 nt
Organism: Microthlaspi erraticum
Lineage: Eukaryota; Viridiplantae; Streptophyta; Magnoliopsida; Brassicales; Brassicaceae
Source: the annotation of a GenBank genome assembly
AUGUUCACGGUUCAGGAGAUAGACCGAAGAGCCCCAUCCGGUCGUCCGCGGUGCAACCAAAUGGCCGACAAAACCAAAUCACGGCAUAGGCGCGAACUCCGGAUGGAAAUGACUUCCUGGAGCUUCAUAACACAUUUCCAAAGGAAGAUCACAAAACGAACGAGCCAAACUCAAGGAUGGCCAAGAAACCUCUUCUGGAGCCAUAUUGACCACUUUGUGAAGGAUCUCUCAAUCCACUCGUUCGAAUGCUCUCAAACUUCACCAGAGGCAUAA